AUGGAGUUAGAUCAUCAUCAAGUGGAUCCACUCCAUCCAUCAGACGACGUUCUGAUUCAGAAUUCGGGACAAGUCGAAGAGAUUCACUCACUUCCAGCCACUCCACAAGCUGUUCGAAUCGUCGAAGUCGUCGAAGAAGUUGAUCAUUCUUUCGAGUUGAACACAGAACUACUCGAACAGAUUCUUUUGAAUCCGAAAGUUGCUGAUAAAAAGGUUGCCGUAAUCGGUGUCGCCGGAGCCUACCGUAAGGGAAAAUCGUUCCUUCUCAACUUCUUUCUUCGCUAUUUGACAUGGAGAUCGAAGGCUGAUAAGGUUAUGGGAGAAAUCGACUUGGAGAACUCUCAAUGGAUGUCGCCGAAUUCCCCGUUAUCCGGAUUCUCAUGGCGUGGUGGAAGUGAGAGAGAUACGAAUGGAAUAUUGAUUUGGAGUGAACCAUUUCUGAUGAAAGACAAGAACGGAGAGGAGAUUGCAGUCCUUUUAAUGGACACUCAAGGAGCAUUCGACUCACAAUCGACUGUCAAGGAUUGUGCCACAAUCUUUGCGUUGUCUACGAUGAUUUCUAGUGUUCAGUCGAUCGACCCAUGUGCCCGAUUGAUCAAGGAUAACGUCUUCGGAGACAGUAUGAAUUCCGAUGAAUGUCAUUGUACGCCCGAUUCCACUCGAGCAGUGAACCACCACUGGGCUCUGGAAACGUGCUGGGAUCUGCAAAAAAAGAUGAUUUCCGUUGAAUUGAGCCCAAAUUUUGGAGCAAUUUGA
Caenorhabditis remanei is the source of this 756-nucleotide messenger RNA. RefSeq lists its product as uncharacterized. The record is from RefSeq and is a predicted model, not a curated record. Gene Ontology annotation, molecular function: GTP binding; GTPase activity. The coding region runs from base 1 to 756 and encodes 251 amino acids. Lineage: Eukaryota; Metazoa; Nematoda; Chromadorea; Rhabditida; Rhabditidae. Gene Ontology annotation, biological process: endoplasmic reticulum organization; protein homooligomerization. The transcript is spliced from 4 exons.